AUGUCAGAUACCUCUAUACGCGCACAACAGGCUCCUAAAGAAGACAAACCACCUUCGAAAAUACCGGAAUCUGUUAAGAAUAUCAUAUCAAUGGAGAAAGAAAACGAAACAAAUGCUAGUCGAAAAUCUCGAAUCGAUCUUAAUGCGCUGCCGACCCGCCAGUACCUGGACCAAACUGUAGUGCCGAUAUUGCUCCAAGGGUUGUCAGCUCUUGCCAAAGAAAGACCACCAGAUCCUAUCAAUUACUUAGCAGCUUAUUUAUUAAAAAACAAAACAACUUUUGAAAAUAAUAGCGCAAACUCUAAUAAUAACACUCCACAGAAUCCACAAACAUAG
Messenger RNA from Pieris macdunnoughi, 336 nucleotides. The record is from the annotation of a GenBank genome assembly. Lineage: Eukaryota; Metazoa; Arthropoda; Insecta; Lepidoptera; Pieridae.